CAGCAUCAUCCACCCAGACUGGGAGGAGGAGGAGGGGGAGGACAGACAGCGUGAUCGUCCCUCCAACAGACAGAGGUGGAAGGAAAGUGGGAAUAAGAGACAGACGUGAGGGGGGAGAAGAGGAGCACAAUGAAGGAGUGCCAUUGUGGACACUGGCAGCACUGCCAUUUCACCAUCUGCUGAAAGAGAGAGAGAGAGAGAGAAAGAGAGAGAGAGAGAGAGAGAGAGAGAGAGGCAAAGGAGGAAAGAGAAGAGGAGGCAGCCAAACUGAGGGGAGCAUAGAUGGAGAGGAGCUGCCGGCAGUGACUUUGUGAAUUAAUCGAGCGGAAGAGCGGAUCAGAGGAGAAGCACGUUUUUCAGGGAGUGGACGGACGGAGCGCCAGAAAGAGGAAGGAGAGGACGGAUGACCGGACAGUCUCUGGCUGUUUAAAAAUUAAUGUGCUGCUCAUGUGAAUUUGGAGCCCAGCUUUAGCUAGAUCACCAUGGAUUAUCAACUGUAUGCUUUUUAAACCAAAAAAGAGGAACUGGUUAUGAUUUAUCAUUCAUGUGAAAAAAAAAAGAAAGAACUCUUUGAGAAAUUGAUUAGACUCACUUUCUACAGAAGAGUUUGAAUUACUUUCUUGUGUUUUUUGUAAAUAUAGACUCUUUGUGACUUUUGAUUUUCUAUUCUUAAAAAAAAAAGAUCUUCUCAGCAGGAUGAUGUACAAUCAUUAUCUUUGUGAGCUGCUGCACUGAAUAUUCAGGUUGUUUUUAUGCAAGUUUUCUAAACAUCAGUGUUGUCUUUUAGGAGUAAAUGUUCAGUGUUGUUGUUGUUUAUACUGUUACUUGGAAAGUGAUUUGUUCUUAAAAAAAAAAAAAGUAAAAAGAUCAGACUUAAACCUUUACAUGCCCUUGUUGGAGUCAGUGCAUGCAGCCAACAUGGGAUAUCAACAUUGAUUGGGUUUUUAUGGCCGGCGCGACGUCGCUCAAACUUUGAUCAUUUCCUGAAACCUAUUGAUCGGUGUAAAGUCUGUUGUUUUUCUUCCCUGAGUUCAGAAGACGCUCCGACAAGGGGCCUUUGAUGCAGUGACUAAUUGCUCCUGUGUUAUUUGACAGAGCAUUUAUCUCUUUGUCUAAAGAUUUCUGCAUUUGUCGGGACUUCUCUCCGCGCAGAUCCUCCGCAGGCAUCUCUUUUAAUGUCUGUUGCCAUAGCAACGGGCGGCAGCUGCAGACGAAGCAAGAUGUAAAGUUCUUUUCUCUUUUCUUAUCUUCUAAACUGGUGCUGUUUCAUUAGAUAAUUGGGUGAAUUUGGCUGAUUAGAGGCUGUAGUCUUCAUCAGCUGUUAUUUGUGUGCAGUUUUUUUGGACUUUCCUUCUUAAACAGGGUGUUUUCUUUCUUCUUCACCAGACAGUCUUUGUCUCAGCGCAGCUCGGCAGUCACCGAGAAUCAGGGUUGUUUCAGGUCACCUGUCUCCCCCCACCCACCCUCAAUUCUGCGCGUUGGUCUAGUAGCGUCGACUCAGCCUUGUUUGUCCUGAGCUCACCUUUUAUCAAUGGCCAUCUUUAUCAGUCAAGCUGAUGUGCCAUUGCCAGGACUGACUGAAGAAAUGAGAUUAUCGUACUAAUUUCACUUGUACAUAUCACUCUGUGCAGCUGCUUGGCCUCCAGGCCUCUAAUUACUGAUCAUUAAGUGUGCUUUUUUUGAGACAGUGACUUCCUUUAGCUGUCUCUGUGUGGGUGACUCAGGAUUUCUCCUCAUGUAGAGGGUCACCUCCUCUGCAGUCACCUGACCUACACUGUGUUCUGUGCACUUAAAUACCCCCGGGCAGUGAGGGUUAACUCUGCUGAUAGAGCAUUUCAGACCCCCUGCGUAUGAGAACACACCUGGAUUUUCUCUUUGUGCUAAAACCUUCAUUUCUUUUGGAUUUCUUGCCUUUUUAAGAGAUUGAGAUUCUUACGAUUCUCAAAACUAAGACUUAGUAGUUUUAUUACAGAAGCAACAGACUGUUGUGUUUGUUUUGCAUGCUCUUGCUCAUGCAUGAUUAUCCAGAUACUGGGUGUCUUUUGUGACUUUUCCAGCCAUAAUUCUUUACAGCGUUCUGGAAACCAUCCCAGCCUGUCUGGCUGUGUGUGAGUCUGACUGGAUCCUCUAUGGUGCUUUUUGGUCAAGACCAGAUGGAUGCCUAGCUAGAAUUGCUAGACAAUCCUUCUGUGGUGCUAGACUGGUGUAGGCGACUGUUCCUUUGCCAUGCAUGCAGCGCCCACUACAAGCUGGCCCUGCUGUACUUCAGUCACAGUUAAGUUCUGAAUGUUAGCGUGUGGAAAAAAAAAUCAACCCUUUCACUUGACAUCACUGGAGCUUUGGUGCCAAAUUUACAACCUUGUGUAAGCGGUCUAGGGCGAGGCGUGUGCAAACUUUGCUCUCCCUUGAGCGGGUAAAGGUCAGCAGGUUGUAAAUAUGACGAGUGCCUCUACAGCACUGAGUUUUAGACCAGCAAGUUUAGUGCAGCACUGCAGGUGUAGCUUCGUCUCAGUCUGAGGUCAAACUCCCGCUAACGGUUUUGUUCGUGGGACCCUGCGAGAGACUGUUAAUGUCAACAGACUGUUGUUUGCCUUCUAGGUUGGACUAUGCAGAAAACAAGAUGUUAUGUAGUGACCGUGUGGUAGCUUGUUGUAAAACUGAAAGCUCGCCUGCUGCUUGAAAAGCCCUGCCUUAGAUAAGAAAGGAAACGGUUCCAGUACUUGGCUUGUUCAUAUCAUAUGGGACUAGUGUCAACACUGUUCUCUCAGGUAACUGAUUACAUUCUGGGCUUGUUACUUAUACCAGAAAGUAACAUAGUAACAGGGUGAGAGAAAGAGGGCAUAGAGAGACCAGCAUCACAACAGAGUGCGGUUUCAAUGUGAGCAUUUCCAGCUGGGUGAGUGAGUUCACGUUCAACUCUGCUGAGCCUCCAGCACCAUUCAGGGAACCCUGGGUAGGGAGUUCAAACCAGACCAAUCAGGUCUCAUUACCAUCACAACAAACCCACCGGUAGUCGUCAUCAGCUGAUGACCUACAUUCUCCAGAGUUACAUCACCACGUGCUACUGCAGUGUACAUUACUGUAUCAGAUACAGACCACAUCUCAGAAUAACCCGACCACUUUCUAAUGGUGCUUCAAUAAAAAAAAUAUAUACACAAGGUGGUUUCAGUUUUAGGGAUCACACUUGAAACAGGGCCGCCUCUCUUGUUUUAGCUAUAUCAGGAACUUCAGUCAGGAACGGGCCCAAUUAGGCGGCUCCGGUCUUAAGUAUUUACUUUCUUCUUUCUGAUUUCUACUGGUGUCUAAAUAGGUAGCCAUGCCUAACCUCUAGCCAUCCCUUAUCUGUAAAGUCAGAGGGUCAGACAGACAGGGCUCACAUUUUUAUAUAUUAGGGACUGUUAAACAGGACAGCCUGGAGAACGGGCGAGCACUCGAGGGAGGGGGCGAGGGGGAGCGAGAGAUCAUCUGGAAGAGGAGAGAGGAAGUGGUGGCUCGGGAGAGGGCGGAGGCGUUAGAGAGACAGAGGUUGGCCGACUACAUUGUGUGGAGGAAGAGAGAGGACUUCCAGGAGAAGCGAGGAGACAGAGAGAAGGGAGGAAAGAGUGCAGAGAAAGGGAGCCAGUCUGUGCCAGAAGUCAUCUGGAAGAGGAGAGAAGACGAGGAAGGUGGAGACGCAGGGAGGGAGAGAGCUAGGGCCAUUCAGAGAGGACAUGAAACCAUUUGGAGGAAGAGGGAGAGGGAGUAAAAGUGGAAUCCGGUGAGAGAUUUGAGAGAACAGCGCUCCUGAGAAGUUGGUGUUAAGAAAGCGUGCUGCGUUGGAUUUUAGCCAUACAUCAGUAAGCCGCCUCUCUCUUCUUUAGCAGUUGUGGGCUUCACUGAGCUCUGCAGGUGCUCGCUGUGGUAUCAACCAAUCAGAGCUGUUUGUUGUGUAUGUGUGCUGCUGCCGUGUUGGUGUGUGCGACCCCCUCGUUGGCUGCUAAUAGGAUUUUUAUGGGCCCAUGUGAAGGAGGAUAGAGCUGCCAAGGGGAGCUGCUUCACACAUGCACGCAUGUGUGCACACCAACACACGUACACACAAAGAGAUCAUCUAAGAAGCAUUGUGGGCAGGGAAGGUUUAAUACCGCCUCACAUGCAUGUAAACACAUCACGUAUAAGUGCAGUAAGACGUGCAUGCGAGGCGGCGUUGAGAGACAAUCACUUGUGUUGAUUCUCCAUGGUGCUGGCGACAGCUGGAUAACUGGCCCACACUAACAGGCUGUUAAAGUGGAGCAAGAUACUCACAGAUACUGUCUUACAUUACGUCAUAAAGACCAAGAUGAACCUUCUAUGGAGAGCUAAAACCAUCAUCAGUCCCCUGGAACACAAUGAACAUUAAAGCAGAUUUAAAAAAAGAACUGAAGACAACAUGAUCUGCACUGGUGCACUAGAAACAUACUUUUUUCAUCUGCAUCACGCCAUUGACUGGGACACCCCACUUUUUCCUCGCACCUUUUCUCAUCCUGCUGUCAUUGUGGGUAAAGUUCUUGAUGCAGUUUGGUUUCGGCCGCCUGGUAAUGAGUGGAGGACAGACAACCAGACAGAUGGAUGCAGCUCCUACGCUGAGAGAGACAGACAGAUGGCUGUAUGUCCUUUUAGAGAAAAACGUUGAAUACUAAGACAAAGACACUUUGAUUGAAUCACUAGAGCCUGUGUGGACUUCUGCGGUUUGAAAAAAAACUGACACUGCAGUUUCAUUAUGGAGCUUGUCCCAAAAACCAAGUACACCCACUUUCGGAGUGAAUCGCUGAGCUCGACUGAUGAAACAAACUCCAAUCCAUCAUCAUUCCCUCCGUCCAGUCCUGCCACCCCCCUCACUCCCUCCCCUGGUCUACCUUCCUCUCUCUCCUCCUCGUCUCUUACUCCCAUCUUGCCCCCCUCCUCUCCUCGCCCAGCUGAGAAUAGCCCCACCACCCUCUGCUCCUUCUUUCCCAGGAUGGGAUCCCUUCGCCUGGGUGUCUCUGCCACUCUACUGCCUGGACUCAGGGCCUCAAACAGGCCGCUGCAGCCUCAGGCACCCCUGGAGUCCUCUGGGGAUGAUAGGAGCAGCUCUAGCUCCUCCCCACCUCUCCAUCACCCGGUUCUCAAACUAACUGCUCCUUCUCCUCCUCCUCGACCUCCCCUACAGGAUAUGAACCGGCUGGGAGGGGUGUCCAGGAGGGCACGGGUGGAAGGAGGGCAACUGGGAGGAGACGAGUGGACGCGCCAUGGCUCCUUUGUCAACAAGCCCACCCGCGGCUGGCUGCACUCAGACGGUGUGGUCAGCACCGCCGGUGUAUCCUACUCUGUACGGUACAUGGGUUGCGUGGAGGUCCUCCAGUCAAUGCGAGCGCUGGACUUCAACACCAGAACUCAGGUCACCAGGGAAGCUAUCUCUGUGGUGUGUGAGGCAGUGCCCGGAGCCAAAGGAGCCCAGCGCAGGAGAAAGCCUUCCUCUCGCUGCCUGACGUCCAUCCUGGGGAAAAGCAACCUGCAGUUUGCUGGCAUGACAAUCAGCCUGACCAUCUCCACCAGCAGCCUCAACCUGCUGGCCUCAGACUGCAAACAGAUAAUCGCCAACCAUCACAUGCAGUCCAUCUCCUUCGCUUCUGGAGGAGACCCAGAUACAGCCGAGUAUGUAGCAUAUGUGGCCAAAGACCCAGUCAACCAGAGAGCAUGUCACAUCCUGGAGUGCUCAGAGGGCCUAGCCCAAGAAGUAAUCAGUACCAUCGGUCAGGCCUUUGAACUACGCUUCAAGCAGUACCUAAAGAACCCUCCCAAACUGGUCACACCACAUGACAGAAUGGCUCCGUUUGACGGCUCUGCAUGGGAGGAAGAAGAUGAUGAGGCUGCACCACCCCCUGACGUCCCGUACUAUAAUAAUUUCCCAGGAAAACAGCCUCCCCCUGGUGGCCUGGUCGACAUGAGGACCCGCCCAGGAGCCACGCUGCCUUACGGACAGCCAGGUCAGAAUGACAUUCACAAGCAGCCUCUGCCUCCUCUGCCAGUGGGUGCCAAAGAAGGAGGACGGGAACUGUUUGAUGACCCUUCAUACGUCAAUGUGGAUAAACCCCGCCUCCCUGUUGUAGCUAAUGGAAAUGCUCACAGAGAUGCUUUUGACAUGAAGCCAUUUGAUGAUGCUCUGGGGGUCUCUGGGCACAGUGGCCCGAGCUCAGCGGCAGCAGCGCCUCCUCUGGUGCAGCAGCUGCAGUGUGAGACCUGGUUUCAUGGAAGCUUAAGUCGCAGAGAGGCAGAGAGGCUGUUGACCCGCGAUGGAGACUUCCUGGUGAGGGAGUCUGGGACCACGCCGGGGCAGUAUGUCCUCACGGGACAGCAGGGGGGUCAGGCCAAACACCUGCUGCUCGUGGAUCCAGAGGGAGUGGUCCGCACUAAAGACCAUCGGUUUGAAAGCGUGAGUCACCUCAUCAGUUACCACAUGGACAACAGACUACCCAUUGUGUCGGCUGGUAGUGAAGUAUGUCUGCAGCAGCCAGUAGAGCGCAGGGCCUGACGCUACACACCCCAAUGAAAUACUCCACCAAAUAAACACACACACUCCCACAGCCAUUUUACACAAGAACAAACACAUCCUCAUAUGCUCAUUUACACAAAGCAACACUACACUUUACAUAAUCAGGAAUACAAAUGCACAAAUCAUCAGAGGAAGCCAAAAAAAGAAGAAGAAAAAAAAUUACAUUUUCUCUGCAAAAUCACUCUCAUGCUGCUGUUGCUACGUAUUUCUGUCCUUUCUGAAACUGAAAUGAACUGAAACUGUGACCUGCAGUCCUCUACUCCAACAAAUAUCAGGCGCAUCCCCCUCCCCACGACGGAGAAGCACUGCUGCAAUCUCUAAACAGCCUACUGUGAACCAGGGAGGAGCCCUGUGCUCAUUUCAGGACAGGGCAGAAAAAAAAUGCAAUUUUUUUUUUUAAAGAAAACAAAAUCCUAUCGUGCGAUAAUGAAAAAAAAGACAUUUUACUAACACGUGGAACCAUGUACAAAAAAGUAUGGAACUGAUAAGUGAAGAAAAGGAGGAUACAUGGAACACUGAAUGAGAAUUAAGUGCGAUUGAGCAUUUGUUCUUACUCUUGGGGGAUUGAUUUUUCUUCUCCCAGACUGUUGCUGGAGCAUAUCAGGCAUAGAAAAAAAAAAAAGAACUGAACUGAACAGUUUGAUUGUUCUUUAUUUGAAAGACUGAACCAGGCUCAAACAUAAACACUCCCUUCAUGUGUCACUGGAGCACUUCAGCUGCAAACCUGGCUUAUAACCCAGCCUGGAGAAUAUGCAUUAAAAAACAAAGUUUGCUUCCAACCUUAAUCAGGAGCGCCACCCUAACCCCCAUCCAUUUCCCCUUCGAUGGACCUUCGACCCCUGGAGUGACAGCUGAUGCAAACCUGGGGGACUGCUAUGCCAAUGAUCAUAUUAUAUAUUUGUUUUGUUUAAUUUCUGUUAUCUUGGGACUCAUUACUCAUUGGACAUUCUGAGUUCAGGAGAAUCCAAGCAGCUGUAACUCCCUAAUCCCUCUGUAAACAUGGAUACACCUUUACAACACACAUGGUCUGCACCACCUGUCAUGCCAAAGAAUAUGAACUUGGUCGCUAACAGAGAAAGCCAUGACAAAUAUGACAGUGAUCUGUUUUUGCGUGCUAACAGCAUCAGGAACAUAUUAAGAAAGCAGGAAUAAAAAAUAAGACUGUUUAAGAGGGGAGUACAUCAUAAAAAAAGAAGUAAAGUGAGCGUUGAUGUCGCCUUUCAACACAAUGUCUAGCACUAUUGAGAGGGAUAGAUAGAGCAGAUCAAAGACCUGUUGCUUCACGUUGAAUCCUUUAUAGUUGUUUGCAUUGACAAUCCAUGGGUUCUAUCUUUCGAGUCUUGUGAUGUGAAAGCAAAGGAGGGUAAGUAAACGAGACCCCUUUAAACGGUGGGCUGAGCCUUUGUACAGGUCGUGUUGUUUGAACUGGAUGUGUGGAAGUGAUUCUGGUCACAGAAUCAGGACAAGAGAGGGGAGUCACAGUUGAAGAGGUUUGUUUCGUGAAAGUGGGCUAACGAAUAAUGGCAACUUUCGAAAAAGGAGCGCAAGUCAGCUGUGUGUAUGUAAUCUGAGGUGUGAAAGGGGGGAAGUAAAUGAAUAUAUAUGUAAUAAUAUAAUGUACAUAAACACAAACAAUAAGUCAUCGUCUUACAAAGAGGGGUUUUAACUUUGACCUAACUAGCGCAACAAUUCUAACGAAAGCAGACGUUUGAAUAAGUCUGGGCACAGUAAGCUAAUGAAUGCAAACAAAGUGAAUUUAAAUGACACAAACAAACGUUGUGCUUGUUAAUGCACUAACAGAAAAAAACUUUCUGAAACUGCUCCUGUUUCAAAGUGGCCUAUAGUUGUCCGCCUGCUAUCAUGAUAUAAUGUCCUUUGAAUCCUCUUUUCUGUCGUGAUUCUCUAACCGGUAGCAUUUCCAUAUAUUCUGACUUUAAACAUAUGAACUUUCAAAAAUGCUCUGCCUUUAUUACAGUGGCCAAUGAGAAAUGUUGGAACAGUCUAAGCAAUGAAUUUCCAUCCGCAAAAAUGAUGCAAAGUGUGUCGUAGAAACUGGUUAUAUAAUGUUUGUGUACAGUGAUGUUGCUUUAUUUUUUAAUAACUUGAGGGAAUGAUGUCCUUUUUUUAAAAUGUUCAAACAGAGCGUGUUGGGGCUUAUUGAAUAUAAGGAUAUAAAUGUUUUCAGAGCAUUGAUUCUGAUGAAAUGUUAAGCCAAAUGUUGCUGUUUUCACAAACUGUUUUAUCGUCUCUGGUAGGGGAGAGGUUCACAGUGUUGUUUCUCCUCCUCCUCCUCCCUCAGUUCAUGGUGUUGUUUUUUAAUGUUUUUUUAAUCGUGCCUUGUUUCUUCAAUGCAGUCACAUCACUUCAAUGCCGUCACCUUAUGUACUUAAUUCAAAUGUAGUAGACUACAGGAGAAUCCUAACACAAGCCUCUCAGUUAAACAAAGACUGCAAAAACGACACUCCAACACACACUCGUUAACAGAUCCAGUGAUGGCAAUCUCCUCUGAUGCACAUUCUUUGCAUUCAGCUUUUAGUCACAGAUACUUGAUGUCACCAGUUUUUUCGGGGGGUAUUUCUUGACCAUCUGUAAAUAACAUCAGUCUUUGCCUGGUCAGCUUAGUGUUGGAUUAUCGUUUUCAUAGUUGUGUAUUUAAUGAUAAGCAACACAGAGCCAGACAGCACAGCACUGGAGUAGCUCUUCUCAAAGCCAACCAAACGUAUCAAAAGAAAGAUCGAGGCCAAGCUCUCUGAGUACGAGACGGGAUCGUUCAAUGUAACUUUCAACCAGUGCUAAGACCCCAAAGUGGGCUCACAUGUAAUCUAACAUGCACACACAACAUGCUUAAAUGACAGCUGGGUCAUACAGACACACACACACUCCUGCCUGUUGAGGUGUUAGUAGGUCAGAGAUAGGAAAAACCAGAGCUUUAAGUUCUGCCUUUAAUAUGUGUGCCUGUUUGUGUGUGUGUCCUGAAACAGACCCACCUGACCCUCCUCAUCAUUAGUGAACUGGUCCUGUGUAAUCAUUGCUCAUCACAGAUGCCUUUGUUGCAUGAAAAUCCUUUUUGUUGUUUGUUGUUGGUGGUGGUGAUGUAGUGUUGAUGAUGCUGUUGUACUUUUUAAUUUUUGGAAGCCAAAGGUUACUUUUGAAUAGUGUGCACAGAUAUUGAUUUUUACUUUGUAUAUGUUUCUGUUUUAAUACUUUUGUUUGUUUGUUUUUAGGGAAACAUGUUGGUUUACACCUGUAUCUGAAAAUAUAGAUUGCAUAUAUAAAUACAUAUAUCAUUCA
Molecule: messenger RNA, 9838 nt
Organism: Notolabrus celidotus (New Zealand spotty)
Lineage: Eukaryota; Metazoa; Chordata; Actinopteri; Labriformes; Labridae
Gene: shc1
Product: SHC (Src homology 2 domain containing) transforming protein 1
Exons: 12
Coding region: 4736-6526 (596 amino acids)
Biological process (GO): cell surface receptor protein tyrosine kinase signaling pathway; intracellular signal transduction
Cellular component (GO): plasma membrane
Molecular function (GO): receptor tyrosine kinase binding
Source: RefSeq, a predicted model, not a curated record